Messenger RNA from Danio aesculapii, 3475 nucleotides. RefSeq names its product NACHT, LRR and PYD domains-containing protein 3-like. The record is from RefSeq and is a predicted model, not a curated record. Lineage: Eukaryota; Metazoa; Chordata; Actinopteri; Cypriniformes; Danionidae. Bases 79 to 3189 code for a protein of 1036 amino acids. The transcript has 12 exons. Gene Ontology annotation, molecular function: protein binding.
AAUCCUUUGCAAUAACACAACAAAGUUCUUGCAGUCUUUAGCUAUGAAUUAAAAAAAAAAUAUUCAGCAGACAUCAUAAUGAAAGCUGAAGACGACAAGGUAUACAAGGUAUACAAUGAAGAGAGAAGAGCUCAGACAAGAUCAGGUUCAUUUGUUCCCAGUGCUGUGUCCAUGAAAAGUGACAAGUCGAUGAAAACACCUAUUGAGUUACAAAAUGGAAAUGUUCUAGAUCAAAGGAGAGACAAUUCACCUGAACCAAGUGCUGUGUCUCUCAAAAGUGACAAAUCAAUGAAAACACCAAUUGAGAUAAAAGAUGGAGAUUCUCCAGGGAAUCAAAGUUUUCAGCAAAGAGACAAUUCACCUGAUCCCAGUGUUUGGUCCCUAAAAAGUGACAAAUCAAUGAAAACGCCAAUUGAGUUACAAAAUGAACAUAAUCCAGGGAAUCAAAGUUUUCGGCAAACAUACAAUGCACCUGAUCCCAGUGUUUGGUCCCUGAAAAGCGACAAAUCAAUGAAAACACCAAUUGAGUUAAAAAACAGAGAUCCCCCGAAGAAUCAAAGGUUUUCACAGACAAAAUCUUAUCAGGAUACUCCGACGGCUGAGAGCUUUCCUGGAAAAUCCAUCCAUCAACAGGAUUCUGAAACACAUGAAGAAAAAAUUCUAAGACUCAAAUCAAACAUAAGAAAGAAACAUCAGUACAUUUUCGAAGGAUUUGCAAGGCAGGGAAACCCAACACUCCUCAAUGAGAUUUACGUAGAUCUCUACAUCACAGAGGGUGGGAAUGGAGAGAUCAGUAAUGAACAUGAAUAUAAAAGGAUAGAAAAAUCUUUAAAGAGUGCAGCAACAGCAACAAUACCUAUAAAAUGUAGUGAAAUCCUUACACCUUUACCUGGACAAAACAAAGCCAUCAGAACUGUGUUGACGAAGGGAGUCGCUGGCAUUGGAAAAACAGUCUCUGUGCAGAAGUUCAUCCUGGACUGGGCUGAAGAGAAGGAGAAUCAGGACGUCCAGCUCAUAUUUCCACUUCCUUUCAGAGAGAUCAAUCUGAUGAAGGACAAAACACUCAGUCUGUCAGAUCUUCUUCAGCUCUUUUUCCCUCAAACUAAAGAAAUGGAAAUAUCCAGUGACAAAUAUAAAGUGCUGUUCAUUCUUGAUGGUCUGGACGAGUGUCGUCUUCCCUUAAAUUUCAAAAGGAAUGAGACUCUGAGGGAUGUGACUAAAACAUCAUCAGUGGACGUGCUGCUGACGAACCUGAUUGUGGGGAAUCUGCUUCCCUCUGCUCUCAUCUGGAUCACCUCCAGACCAGCAGCAGCAGAUCUCAUCCCCUCUGAGUGUGUCCAUCGAGUGACUGAGGUACGAGGCUUCAAUGACCCUCAGAAGGAGGAAUACUUCAGCAAGAGAAUCAGUGAUCAGAUUCUGGCCAAUACAAUCAUCUCACACCUCAAGUCCUCCAGGAGCCUCUACAUCAUGUGCCAAAUCCCAGUGUUCUGCUGGAUCUCAGCCACUGUUCUGGAGAAGAUGUUGAGUGAAGCAGAAACUGCAGAGAUUCCCAAGACUCUCACUCAGAUGUACACACACUUCCUGAUGACCCAGAUCAACAUUAAAGGCACAAAGUACAAUGAGAAGAAAGUUGAAGAUAAAGAAAUGAUCCUCAAACUGGGGAAAUUGGCGUAUGAGCAGCUGGAAAAAGGCAAUAUAAUCUUCUAUGAGGAAGACCUGAGAGAGUGUGGCAUUGAUGUGGCAGAAGCUUCAGUUUACUCAGGAUUGUGCACUCAGAUCUUCAGAGAGGAGUUUGGCUUGUAUCAGGGGAAAGUCUUCAGCUUUAUUCAUCUGAGCAUUCAGGAACAUCUAGCGGCUCUAUAUGUGCACCUCUCCUUCCACAACAAUGAUGAAAAUGUGCUUGAACCACAAAAAUCUGGAGAGCAAGUGACAAUGUUGAGUAUACACACAUGUGCAGUUGAUAAAACUUUACAAAGUAUGAAUGGACGUUUCGAUCUUUUUCUUCGUUUCCUCAUGGGACUUUCAUUGCAGUCAAAUCUCAGCCUCCUAAAAGAUCUUUUGGUUAAGAAGCCAGGCAGCUCCCUGAAAAUAGAAAAAACUACUGACUAUCUCAAGGAAAAACUAAAAAUAAUCCCUUGCUCAGAAAGGGCUCUUGUUGUUUUCCACUGUCUGAAUGAACUCAACGAUCAUUCUCUAAUUACUGAAAAACAAAUCUACCAGACCCGUGGAGAUAUAAAAACCAACACUCUUUCCUCAGACCACUGGUUGCCUCUGGUUUACAUAUUAAUGACAUCAAAUGAGAAGUUUGAGGAGUUUCAACUUCCAAAAUAUGGACGACUGGACGAUGCCCUGCUCUGGCUACUGCCUGUGAUCAAGCUUUCAAAAAGGAUUUUGCUGGAUGACUGUAAUAUCACAUAUAAAGGCUGUGGAAUACUGUCUAUGGUUCUUUCAUAUGAAUCCAAUGUGAGAGAGCUGGACCUGAGCAACAACAACCUGCAGGACGCAGGAGUAGAAAUACUCUGUGGUGGAAUAAAGAAAUCGCCCAACAUGAAAUCACUGGUACAAGAAUGGUUCAAAAUGAAGCAAAUAGAUCUUGACAAACUGCAUAACAGCUAUGAAGAUUAUAUAUGUCUCACUGCUGGAUUACAGGACACAGAGUGUAAAUUGGAAUCUCUGAACCUGACCAACUGUGGAGUAACAGAAGAGGGUUGUGUUUUUCUGAGCAAAGCUCUGAUUUUAAAUUGUACUUAUCUGAAAGAGCUCAACCUGAGCUGUAACCCCAUUGGAGGCUGUGGGGUGAAACACCUUUGUGCUGCUCUGGAGAAAGUUCACUGUGCACUAGAAAUAAUGAUAUUGGCCAAAUGUGGAUUGACAGAUAAAAGUUGUGCUGCUCUGGCUUCAGCUCUCAGCUCAAAGACUAGUCUGAAAAAUCUGGAUCUGAGUAUUAAUGAUCUACAAGACUCAGGCGUGAAGACGCUCUGUGUGGGACUGCAGAAUCCUCACUGUAAACUACAGAAGCUGAGGUUGUCCAACUGUAAUGUAACUCAUGAAGGACUGACAGCCCUGACUGUAGCUCUGAAAUCAAGUCCAUCACAACUGAAAGAGCUCGAUCUUCUUGAGAAUGAUCUGGAAGAGUCAGACUUGAACAUGAUUUACAUGAUAAUGGACAAAUCAUCAGAUAAUGAAUAGAAAAUUCUAGCAACUCUUUAUGUGUGAAUAAAGACACACAGAAACACUGUUUAAUGAAAUACAUUUAAAGAACUUCGUUAAAAAUAUAAACAUAAGCUGUAACAGUGUGAAUAAUGAAAGUAUCAUACACCAUGAUUGUAAUGCCAAGCUGAAAAUCCAAGCAAGAUAAGACAAAGCUGGCAAUGAGGCUUAUCAGGAAAAUCAUUUCAGAAAGUGUGUAAAUAAAUGCAAAGUAUUCAAAACUAGACUGCACUAUAUGGCAAAGAACAAAGCCAGUUCACUCAUC